AUUCUAUCUCCCUAGCUGACAACAACAGACAAUCCGUCAGAUACAGAAACGAAAGUUGAAUGAAGUAUAGCAUAUAUAACAAUGAAGAUCAAUAAUUGCAUACUCGUAGCCACCACGAUGGUGUGCUUGUCGACAUUUGCAGUGAAUGCUGAAAAUGCUAUGGACAAGUCCUUGGGUGCAAUGGAUCUUAUCAUAGACGAAGGACCCCUGGAAGUUGAAGCGAGCGCUAUUCUAGAUGACAUCGAAUUUAAUCCAGAACUGGACUUGAAUAUCCAUAUGAAUGCCUUCGGCAGCAACGAUUUAGAAAUGGAGUUAGAUAUAGUUAUACCUAAAUUCGACGAAGAGGCUGUAGCGAGGGGUACGGAUGCCAUCGUAGAGUCCGAUGGCAAUUCACCGACAUUCCUGUUCGCAGGGACCGACUAUUCGUUGGCCAUCCUGGGCUCUCUACUGGGUAUAUUCGCACUGAUUGUAUGUGGAAUAACACUGAAGAAACGCAACCUUCUCUACGGCCCAGAAGGCGAUAACCGGUUACCUUCACCGACGCAGCGACGUGCGUAUAGGCGCGCAACCUGGAGCACAAGCCCGUGGGUAAGUGGGAAGCCGACCAGUAAGUGAUCCCCUAAUUGUCUGCUACGUUAAUCGGCACCCGUCGGAUAAUACGUUAGAUGGCGCAUGACAUUUUCUGACUAAUCGAUCCUAACGACUGCAUCGGGAAAUGUUGAAGAGCACGCACGAGGAAAGGCUGCCAGGGGAACUACCCCGGUCGCCGCCCAGGAAUCGACUAAAAUCACUAAAGCUCGCCCUAUAAUAUAGGAAGCAAUGAUGCGAAGCUCAAGGUGAAAGCGAAGCUGAAGGUAGAACCGGAGGGAUCCAUUGUACACACUAUCCUACCAUCCCAUAUCGGUUUGACACCCUUACAGGGUUGAGAGUCAGGAGAUGAACAUAAAGACUGUCUAGUGCAUCGUUGAAGCGUACAUAUUUACUUCGUGAAUUGGGUUACUGUUCAUAUUCCAUUUCUGUGCCACCGAAUUUCAUUUGACUUCAUUUCAACGUCGACUAAAUCUUUCACUUAUUCGUACUCUACUGAUUCUCCGUCAUGUUCGUACUCGCCUAACCCGACACAUGCAUCACCGCUGUCAAUACACCAGGCGCAACCCGCGAUCACAAUAUACACUAUAAUUACCGUGCAUCAGGGUAUGGAGUUAGCUUUUGUCGAUUGUAAAGCCCGCUAUAAGUCCGCUAUAGUCCGACUCCAAGGUCCAUGAGAUGUGACGAAGGACGUAAUCCAACAAAGCAUUCAACUGUCCCAACCGUGAAACAUAAGAAUCAUACAACACCG
Molecule: messenger RNA, 1339 nt
Organism: Sphaeroforma arctica JP610
Lineage: Eukaryota; Ichthyosporea; Ichthyophonida
Exons: 1
Coding region: 82-615 (177 amino acids)
Source: RefSeq, a predicted model, not a curated record